Messenger RNA from Knipowitschia caucasica, 1521 nucleotides. Lineage: Eukaryota; Metazoa; Chordata; Actinopteri; Gobiiformes; Gobiidae. The record is from the annotation of a GenBank genome assembly.
AUGCCGCUGCGAUGGUGGGACUGCCUGAUGUGCCUGAUGCCCUCUCUGCUGCUCUGGGCCCUGGUGGCUCUGGUCGUGGUGAGUCGGCCUGUGCUCGGUGCUUGGACGGGACGGGCCCUCACGGCGGUGGGGUGGACCCUGUGGAGAGGCCUCUGUGUCCUGCUGCACUUACCCCUGCAGAAGACCCCCCCACAGACCUCCUCCUCUGGGACUGAGCUUCUGUUUAAACCUAGUUCUCUGGCCCAGCACCUGCUGCGUCACUGCGGGGCUCUGUCCAGGACCAGACUGGCCCCGUGGCCCCGAGGAGACCCCCACCUCCAGACCGUCCAGAGUCUGUGUGGACUGUCUACCCCUGCACUGCAAAAAAGGAUAACAUAUGAGUGUGGACUUCAGUUUUCUAGGGACCACCUGUUACUGAGAGACGGGGCCAUCGUGGCGCUGGACUGGGUUGUGGGGGAGUGUGAGGGGGGGAGGAGGAGCAGUCCCCCGGUGCUGCUGCUGGUGCCUGAGCACUGGGGCAGCCUCACUCCUCACCUCUGCUCCUUGUGCCACUCGGCCUCUGCUCUGGGCUUCUAUGUGGUGCUGUUUCACCACAGAGGGACCGCGGGCUGCCCCCUCACCACCACCAGGCUCACAGAGUUUGGAGACCCGGCGGAUCUGGACCAGGCGGUGGCGUACAUCCACUCACGUCACCCGUCCUCGGUGCUGCUGGCCGUCAGUGAAGGCUCUGGAUCCGGGACUCUGCUCUCGUAUCUGGGGGAGAAAGGCUCCGGAUCUCGCAUCACUGCUGCAGCCGCCAUCUCUCCUGUGCUCCUGGGGCAGCUGUGGUUUGAGACGGCUAUGCCCCCUCUGUACCACUGGGGGGUGCUGUUCCAUCGCAAGCAGCAGCUCCGCAGGUAUGCAAGUUCUUUCAGCCGAGUCCUGGACGUGGCUCAUGUCCUCAGAUCUUCGUCCCUGAAAGAGUUUGAGGAGAGAUUGUUCUGUCAGCACCAAUCCGAGGCUCCAUGGGGGCUCACGGCAUCUGCGUCCUGGGGUCUACAGGAGCGUGCUCGCCCCGCUCCAGACUGGGACGCUUACUGGGAGCGGAACGAGCCUCUGAGGGACGCGGACGAGGUGGAAGUCCCCGUGCUCUGCCUCCUCAGCCGGGACGACCCACUACUGCCCCCUGCCGGUGCUCUACCCCUCAACCUCUUCCAGAGCAACCCCUUCUUCAUCAUGGUCCUCACCGACACUGGAGGUCACUGCGGCUUCUCCACGGCAAACACAAGAGAUGGACGGACUGAAAACUGGAGCCACACGGCGGUACUCGAGUAUUUUAGAGCAGCUGUGGACUUCCUGAAGGGAGGAGGAGAGGGGAGAUCUGUAGGCUUUACCAUCAGCCCCAUGGGAGAACAGAGACAGCGGACAAACACGUUCAGAAGGAGGAGAGCUGCAGGGAUGAGACGUUCUCUGAAUCAAACUGUCUGUCAGACUGUGACUGAGGACGACGAGUUCACCUGGAAGAGAGCGUACACCAGAUGA